AAAGAGUUGAACACAUAAUCAAGAAAAAUGCAGUCAAAUCAACCUCCACCUACAGAACCACCUCCAGGAUACCAAGGCUCCGGUUAUCCAGGCCCGGGUUAUCCAGGCCCAGGUUAUCCAGGUCCCGGUUAUCCAGGCCCGGGUUAUCCAGGCCCAGGUUAUCCAGCUGCCCAGGUCCAAGCUGGAAUUCCUCAGUAUGCUUCUGGAUUUCCUCAGUAUGGAGCUCCAUCAACUUUUCCAGUUCAACCUAAUGCAGUGGCUUAUGGAGCUGUGCCAGUUCCCAGUAUGCCUGCUGCAGCUUUACCUGUGGUUUGGAUGCCAACCCCACCAGCAACUCCCAAAUGCCCACCUGGAUUAGAAUAUUUAAGUCAGAUUGAUCAGCUGUCAGUUGAACAACAGAUUGAGCUUAUGGAAAUGAUAAGUGGCUAUGAAACUUGUAACAGAUAUGAAAUUAAAAACUCUGUGGGUGAGUGGAUAUACUUUGCAGCUGAAGAGAAUGAUGACUACACUCUGAACUGUUACGGGCCUUUGAGAUCGUUUACCAUAAAACUCUUUGACAGUAAAAACCAACCAGUCAUACAAUUGUCAAGGGCUUUCCAUUGCUCCAUUUGCUGCUGUCCCUGUAUCUGCUGCCUGCAAGAGCUUGAGGUUCAAGCACCACUAGGCACAGUCAUUGGAUAUAUUAACCAGACGUGGCACCCCUGCCUGCCCAAAUUUGUUAUCCAGAAUGAGGCCAGAGAAAGCGUUUUGAAGCUGCAUGGACCUUGUGUGCCAUGCCGUAUUUAUGAGGAUAUUCAUUUUGAGGUGAAGUCUUUAGAUGAAAAAACAACAGUUGGAAAAAUCUCUAAGAAAUGGACAGGAAUAGCAAGGGAAGUUGCAACAGAUGCCAGCAGCUUCUUAAUCCAAUUCCCAAUGGAUCUUGAGAUUAAAAUGAAAGCCCUUGUGCUUGGAGCUUGCUUCCUAUUGGAUUUCAUGUUUUUUGAACGUGGUAUAUCAAGGCGCGAGAACCGGACAUAACCAGAUGAUAUCCACCUUUUCUCCUAGCUUCAGAGAAAAUUCUAUACUGUCGCUUCUGUUGCUUGACUGGCAGUUAGUCUAUCACUUGCUUAUAUGAGAGAUUUGCAUGAAAAGAACAUAUUGUUGAAAUCUCUGCUUAUGCCCACAGUGCUCUCACAUAUGCAAGCAACCAGAUCAUGGGCUCGUACGAGGCAGGGAGUGUUACUCUAGAAUAUAUGAUAUAUUAAAUCACAGCAAAACUCUUUUACAACUGGUCACAGUGCUUCUAGAGGGAUUCCAAUCAUAUCCCCAGAUGAGAGAUCUUAUGGUUGAAUAGGAACCAUGGAGGGAAUCACUUCCUUUUCUUCUGUGCCUUGAUGGAUAUCAGCAUUUUCAAGAGAGAGGAAGAGGGAGAGGGAGAAAAGACUGUAUCCUAUAUCUGAGAAAAUAUAAUGCAAAAAUAAAAGAUCAUUUCUGUUUGGGGCAAUUCAAGUAAUAACCUAAAUAGUGCUCUCACUGUAAUAUAUAUUGGCUUCAAUAUAUGUUUGUAAGAUUUAACAAAAUCUUUCAGCACUUUUCUCUA
This is a messenger RNA of Candoia aspera, 1579 nucleotides long. Its product is annotated as phospholipid scramblase 1-like. Gene Ontology annotation, cellular component: plasma membrane. Gene Ontology annotation, molecular function: phospholipid scramblase activity. The transcript is spliced from 8 exons. The coding region runs from base 28 to 1017 and encodes 329 amino acids. Gene Ontology annotation, biological process: plasma membrane phospholipid scrambling. NCBI's taxonomy places the organism in Eukaryota, Metazoa, Chordata, Lepidosauria, Squamata, Candoiidae. The record is from RefSeq and is a predicted model, not a curated record.